CACAACAUCCUGUUUCAACAGGAAGUACAUCACCUUUAAGGAAGCUCACUUCUUGAAAUGCUGUUCAAAACCAGCUCCUUGCUGUGGAGAAGCCAGCUGAUCCCAGCCUGACAGCAUAUGAGACUCCAUCAACCACAAGACGCUGCACCCUGUGAACCCCGAGGAGGGAUGGAUGGACUUUGGCACCGGCUCACUACGAUGAAGCCCGACAGUGAUGCAGCUGUGCCUGGUGGACGUUCUCUGAGGAUUUAGUGGUAUAGGAGUUCUUGGUUCGAGUGUCUGCCAACGUUAUUAACACAUCCAACAUUUCAAGCAACCUCCAAGCCCACGACAUGUGAAGAUUUUCCCUCCCUACCUCAUCUCUUCGUUGACAUGCUUCAUAUCGGCUGGCGUAUCACAUUCGUGGGGGCCCAGUCAGCUUUAAUCACACUCCCUCCUCGUAGUGCUUCCAGCAGCCAUCGCUGUAACUGUGGAAAAACCAGGAGAAUGCAGAGGUGUGCAGGUGAGGCUCUCAGAUGGAGUCAGUGAGUGAGCAGGUCCGUGGAGGUGGAGGUGAGGAGGAGGAGGAGCAGGCAGGAGCAGAGGAAGCCAUGCUGUGGUCCAUCCAGGAGGCUCUGGAGAGGCAGACCCUGCAGAUAGGAGUAUCAGCCUGCGGGGCCACGGCGGUGGUGGAUGUGUUGAAGGCCCUCGGCGUGGACGUGGCCCCAGAGGAGGCUGACCGCUGCGUCCAAACCCGCCUGAGGAGGAACGAGUCCCCGCUGCCUGACUACCUGCUGUCCCGGAGCGAAGCUGGUGCGACUCACGCUCAGCUCAUCGCGGGAGCGGAGGAAGCCAGUGAAGGGAAGGUUAUAGGUCGCUUCUUCCACCUUCACCCUCGCCGGCAGGUCAAACUAGUCCCCUGGCUGGCACGCUGGAUCCAGAAAGGCGCCGUUCCCAUAGCGACUAUGAACAUGCAGCUGGUUGUACCCGAGGGAGAGGAGGUGCCCGACGCCUGGCACCAUCAGCUCAUAUUUGGAGUUGCACCCACUGCUGUUUUCAUGACCAAUCCUUUAGAUUUAGUAAGCGAGGGAGAAGUCCACCAGCGACUCUGCAGCGAAUCUGUGCUGCUGAUUCGCCGAGAAGACGUGCUGCAGCGACUGACGCCAGAUUGCUGCCUGUCCGACCUCUCAGAUUGCCAGUCUGACCCGCGGUGGAAAGCAAUGGAUGUCGAAGGUCAAGUGAGACAGAUGGCCCUGGAAGAGGAGCAGGGACAAGUGAAGUUAACCCACAUUACAAUCCCUGCAGCGUACAGCUCAGGCAUCACGCUCUUCGCCCGACGACAUUCAGAGUUAGGACAAGAACUCCUCGACGCUCCUGAACUUCCUGUGUUGUGACCGGACUGCCACACAUGAACUCGAAAUAAGCAUGAAGACUCGUGUUGUGUUGUGAUAAGACUCAUCUGCUGUGUU
Thunnus maccoyii (southern bluefin tuna) is the source of this 1448-nucleotide messenger RNA. RefSeq lists its product as uncharacterized. The record is from RefSeq and is a predicted model, not a curated record. The coding region runs from base 516 to 1373 and encodes 285 amino acids. Lineage: Eukaryota; Metazoa; Chordata; Actinopteri; Scombriformes; Scombridae. The transcript is spliced from 9 exons.